AUGAGCUUCCCAGGCCCCAUUGCGCCCCCCUGGGGCCCCCCGAGGCUCUUGGGGGCCCCCCUGGACCCUCGGAGUGUCUGGGGCGGGGCAGCAAGGGCGUGGGGGGGCCCCCUUGAGGGGGGCCCCCAAGUGGGGGGCCCCCCCCAGGGGGGCCCCCCAGUUGGGGGGCCCCCGCAGCUGCUGCUGCAGCCGCAGGGCAGCUUUCUGAGGGUCUCGCAGGCCGUGCGGUGGAGCAGCGGGGGACUUGUGGUUGAAAGCCACAGCGCCAGCACCCAAGUUUUGUGUGCAGUGAAGGAGUUUGCUGCAAGCCAGGGGAGCCACUGUGCCAGCGCAGCAGAGAGGGGCCCCCGGAAUGCUUCGAGCAGCAGCAACAGCAGCAGCAGCAGCAGCAGGGGUCCCGUAGGCAGUUCACAGCAGUGGGGGGCCCCCAUAGAGGCCCCCGAGGGGCCCCCGGGGCCCCUUUUGGUACCUUUUGUGGCAACUUCUGUUGCUGUCUGCGCCCACGUCAGCAGCAGCAGCAGCAGCACGCAGUCAGUGCAGUUCCUAAGGAAGUUCGAGGUGGUCCAGGCUGCAGCAGCUAGCAGCAGCAGCAGCAGCAGCAACGGCAGCAGCUUCUUGGGCACUAGGAAGGGGGGGCUCAGAGCUGUUGAAGGGACACCUCUCACUCGACUACGCAGCCGCCAAGGAGAAGCCCUUGGCGACAGAGAGGCUGCAGCAGCACUGCCCCCCAUCCUAAGCCCUGCAGCAGCAGCAGCAGCAGUUGCUGCUGCUGCUGCAGCGCCUUGGCAGCCACUGCAGGCUACUGAGGGCGGCGAACUUCUACCGGAGAGUGCAGCAGCAGCAGCAGCACGCGCAGCAGCAGCAUCCGCAGCAGCAGCAGAAGCUGAUACGCCGCCUGAGGAUGUUUGGAGCGCGCAUGCAGCGGAUGAGCAGGAGGCAGCAGCUGCAGCAGCAGCGGAUGCGUUCCCCCAGAAAGACACAACAAGGGCAAGUAACGAAAAGAAAACAGAAGGCAGUUCAGCAGCAGCUGCUGCUGCAGCACCAGCAGCAGCUGCUGCUGCAGCAGCACGCCGCCGCAGCAAAAGGGGGAAGCCCCUGCACCUCUCCUCAGUGCGCACUCUCAAGGGGCCCUCAGCAUGUUUGACUUUGGGGGCCCCCCCAGCAGCAGCAGCAGCAGCAGCAGCAAAGAAAGUGGCAGCAAGGCCUCGCCAAGCAGCAGGAGUCGUUUUUUCUGACCAAGUGCCUGCUGCUGCUGCUGCUGCUCGAAAGAGCAGCAGCUUCCCACAGCCUGGGGGCCCCCAGCAGCAGCAGCUGUGGCCCUUGCGCUACUACACUACAAGCUCUACAGCUGCAGCUGCUGCAGCAGGAGGGCUCAGGGGCCCCCCAGGGGGGCCCCCAGGGGCCCCCUUGGGGGGGACCCCAUGGGGGCCCCCAGGGGGGCCCCCUGCAGCAGGCAGCAGGGGCCCCCGUCACAUGAGUACUGCAGAAGCUUAUUUUGGGAGGGUACCGGAGGGUUCUGCAGAUUUUAAGAAGCUGCUGACGCAGAGGAGAGCAGCAGCAGCAGCAAACGGAGACAGCAGCAGCAGCAGCAGCAGCAGUAACAGGAGCAGCAGCAAGGAGACAAAGAGGAGGAGCAGCUGGUGGGGGAGGCGGAAAGGAGCUGCUGCAGAAGACGGGGAAGCUAGAGAUUUGCAUGCAGCAGCAAAAAAUGAAAAAAAGGAAAAAGAUGAAAAGAAAAAAGAUGAAAAGAAAAGAGAAACAAAAAUAAAUAAAAAACAAGAAGCUUAUGGGCCUGGCGGGCGGUGGGGCGGGACGGAAGCAGCAGCAGCAAUUCGCACCAUGACAGCAGCAGGAGCAGCAGCAGCAGCAGCAGCAGCAGCACGAGCAGCAACAAACCCGGGGCCCCCGCCAGCCUCCUGGGUAAACCCACAGCAGCAAAUGAACAGAGAAAGAAUGGCUUUUAAAGGAGCAGCAACUUAUUUAAAAGCAAAAGAUAAUAAAAUAAAUAAUAAUUGGAAUGAAAAAGACUAUUUAUACUUCAAAGAAGAUUCUGCAAAAGUCAAAAAAAGCCGCAGCUUUCCAGUGUCUUUUCUCGCAAAGUUGAAAAGCAAAUUCACCAGAUCCAAGUCUGCAAAUGGAUAA
Molecule: messenger RNA, 2142 nt
Organism: Eimeria tenella
Lineage: Eukaryota; Apicomplexa; Conoidasida; Eucoccidiorida; Eimeriidae
Exons: 3
Coding region: 1-2142 (713 amino acids)
Source: RefSeq, a predicted model, not a curated record